AUGUGGUUCCUCCUACUCCUCCUUCUGCCAGGAGUAAGGUUGCAGGAAGACGAUUCUCCUCAAAAGGACAACCCCUACAGACUUCCAUAUAAUUCUGUCCAGUUCGUAGAACACACGGCUUCUAAAAAAGGUCCAAUAUUAUUUCCAAACGACGCACCACCUCCCCCUCCGACACCGUUGAUAGUGACAUCAAGACCCCUCAUCGAGUCCAUAGCUCGCAGCGAACUGAACCCUAACAACAGCAUAGCGGCCCAGUCUCAGUACCACCAGGUCCAAUUCCGACCUGAUUACCUCGCCAGGUCUAGGACUUACAAGCCGUAUGCCUACGGUGGACCUUCGACACCUGUGUAUGACUACAGACCCCCAAAUCUUGGAUAUAUCGUAACUACAGUCAGACCAGACAAGGAUAAUUACUACAAAGAAUAUGAGAGGGUGAGGGGGGCCAAAGAAAAUAUGGCUGGAUUGUGUGAGAAGCGAUAUGGAAGACAGAGGAAAAAUAACAAAAAAGGAAUAAAUAGAAAUUCUGAAAGAACUCAAGCAAAAUCUUUGCUUAGUAUAGAGAAAUUCAAUCAAAAUGUCAGAGAAAUAUUUAACACUCCGUCUAAAAAUCAAGGAAAACAUAGGAAUCGCAGAUUGAAUGAACCAUUUAGUCAAGAAUUUUUAAGUAGUAGCCAAGAAAAGUCACCUGAUGCCAAUCUAUACUACUCAACUAGUUCACGUACGAAAACUGAGCAAAGUACAGAAGGUCGUCCAAAUAAUCGUCCAUCAGUUAAAUUUCGGAAGUUAGAAAAUAUACAAAAGCAUACAUCAGAUACUAAUCAAGCUUACAAUGAUGAAGUUAGGGCACGUGGACAGAGUAAUUUACGUAAAACUAACAAACAAUUAAGAAGUGGAGAAUGGGAAAGAUACAGUGAAGAUGAAGCUAAUUUACUUAAAAGAAGACCCACACAAAAAGAUCAGAAUGAUCAGUACAUUGAUAAAGAAGUGAAUCCACCGCCGCUGGAUGAUGACUUGACAGACUUUUUUAGCAACAAACCAAAUGAAAUAGUCAAAGACAACAAAGCCGGCAAAACUGUUGAUAAGGACGUAAAUUUAAAAUACCCACAGGAAGAAAAACAUCAUCAGAAAACAGUUUUGAAAAAAAGAGGAAACGACAAAAAGUAUGGAAACGACAUUUAUCAAGAUCAAGAACAUAAUAGUCCUACUCCUAAAGUGGCCAAUAAUAAGUACCAGGGUGAAUCUCCUGAAAUACUUAAUUAUGAUGGCGGACGAGAAAACAGCAAGGAAUAUAAUCAUGGUGAUAACUACGCCUUCUCCUACACAGUAAAAGACCACAAAACUGGAGAUGACUUCUCACAUUCCCAACAAAGCACAGGAUCAGCCACAAAUGGAGAAUAUAGGGUUCGACUUCCAGAUGGACGGAUGCAAAUAGUUUCUUACACUGCAGAUGAGAACGGCUAUAAGGCUAAAGUGAGAUAUGAUGAACAUACUGGAGCUGAUAACAGUAUAGAUGUGAAUGUUAAUAAAGGAAAUGCGUAUCGUCCUCCAACACCAAUCACUUUCAAACCUAUUGACCACAUUUACAAUGAUAAUCUAGAUUCCUUUGAGAAUGAUGAUUAUGUACGCCAAAGAUUCAACGAACAAAAAAUACUAAAAACUCCCCUCCCCGUUCAGCAACCCGUAUCGUCAUACAACACUAUCCCACAAAAUUUGUACGGACCAAACCAAAAUAAUUUCCAAAUUCACAAUGAUCUUAGAAGUAAACACGUUUUAGAUACAACUAAAUAUCUCAACAAAGAUCGUGUAGAUGAUUUAACAGAUACAAACAAUGAAUUCCUUAAACAUUACCAUGAGAAAUUUGAUGGAAAUAAUAAAUUACACAGAAAUAAAGGUGACGACUAUAAAUUUUCUCAAGAAAUAUCGGAUUAUUCGUCAGAAUUGGGACAUAGUAAUCAGCAUCAUAACAGUAAAUUUGCAGACUUUUAUGAUAAUAAUGAAGGCGAAGCUAACGGUAAAGUGACACCCACUUACGAUGAAUUGAAACAACUUUUUGGUCUCGACAGUAAUAGUCAACAAAAUUCUGUGUCUACAGUUCGGCCUUAUGAUGAGGUAGUACGGCGCGUAGCGUUCCGCGUGCGCCUCAAAGAGCCAAUAGACCACAACAGAUGGGGCCCUAUAGGGCUGACGUUCAACCGUGGUUGCGGGGUAAGCGCAAUGAGGCACCACGGGCUCGGCCCAGAGCAGGAGAAGGAACAGGGGGGUUUUUAG
This is a messenger RNA of Spodoptera exigua (beet armyworm), 2268 nucleotides long. The record is from the annotation of a GenBank genome assembly. NCBI's taxonomy places the organism in Eukaryota, Metazoa, Arthropoda, Insecta, Lepidoptera, Noctuidae.